Chiloscyllium plagiosum (whitespotted bambooshark) is the source of this 1529-nucleotide messenger RNA. The record is from RefSeq and is a predicted model, not a curated record. NCBI's taxonomy places the organism in Eukaryota, Metazoa, Chordata, Chondrichthyes, Orectolobiformes, Hemiscylliidae.
UCACUGGGUUUAUUGAUGUGGAUCCUUUUGUACCCCUCAGGUGCUGGCAAGUCCCUGGUUGGAGUGACAGCAGCCUGCACUGUGCGGAAGAGAUGCCUCGUCCUCUGUACCUCUGCUGUGUCAGUGGAGCAGUGGAAGUCACAGUUCAAAAUGUGGUCAACCAUUGACGAUAGCCAAAUCUGCCGCUUCACCUCCGACGCCAAGGACAAGCCGAUUGGCUGCUCGAUCGCCAUCAGCACGUACUCAAUGUUGGGGCACACGACCAAACGUUCCUGGGAAGCAGAGCGAGUGAUGGAGUGGAUGAAAAGUCAGGAAUGGGGUUUGAUGCUGCUUGAUGAGGUGCACACAAUUCCAGCAAAAAUGUUCCGUCGUGUCCUGACCAUUGUGCAAGCUCACUGCAAACUGGGCCUGACAGCCACGUUGGUCCGAGAAGACGACAAAAUUGUCGACCUGAAUUUCCUCAUUGGACCAAAACUGUUUGAAGCCAACUGGAUGGAGCUGCAGAACAGUGGUUAUAUUGCCAAGGUGCAGUGUGCUGAGGUCUGGUGCCCAAUGUCACCCGAGUUUUACAGAGAGUAUGUCGCCAUUAAGACAAAGAAACGGAUGCUGCUUUACGUGAUGAACCCCAACAAGUUCAGAGCUUGUCAGUUCUUGAUUCGCUUCCACGAGCGAAGGAAUGACAAGAUCAUUGUGUUUGCAGACAAUGUAUUCGCACUGAAAGAGUACGCAAUCAAACUGAACAAACCUUACAUUUACGGUCCAACAUCACAGGGAGAGAGGAUGCAGAUUCUGCAGAACUUCACUCACAACCCGAAGAUAAACACCAUCUUUAUCUCAAAGGUGGGUGAUACCUCAUUUGAUCUCCCUGAAGCUAAUGUGCUGAUACAGAUAUCAUCGCACGGAGGGUCCAGGCGGCAGGAGGCCCAGCGACUGGGCAGAGUACUGCGGGCAAAGAAAGGGAUGGUGGCUGAGGAAUACAAUGCGUUCUUCUACUCCUUGGUUUCUCAGGAUACACAGGAGAUGGCCUACUCUGCAAAGAGACAGAGGUUCCUGGUGGACCAGGGCUACAGUUUUAAGGUGAUUACUAAACUGGCAGGAUUGGAGGAGGAGGAUCUGGCCUUUGCUACCAAGGAUGAGCAGCAGCAGCUUCUGCAGAAAGUACUAGCAGCCUCGGACCUCGAUGCGGAGGAGGAGGUUGUGCUCGGAGAGUUUGGCUCAAAGGGACAGGUCUCACGGAGAAUGGGUACAAUGAGCUCCAUGUCAGGGGCUGAUGACACCAUUUACUUGGAAUAUCAUCGGACCAAGAGUUUUGGCAAGAACAUCCAUCCUCUCUUCAAACGUUUCAGGAAAUGAGUUGCUGCUGUUUCAUUCCGUGGGAAGCCAGCUGUGCAGGGUAAUGGGGAGCACAUGGACUGGCCUACAUUUCAUAACCAGGAGCCAAAUCCGCUCAGGGAGGUUUUUUUUGGGGGUAUUUAUUAUGAUGCCUGGAGAGUCAUUUGAAUUAUUAAAUUGUCUUUUUUUUCUAAAUA